Molecule: messenger RNA, 2265 nt
Organism: Cryptococcus amylolentus CBS 6039
Lineage: Eukaryota; Fungi; Basidiomycota; Tremellomycetes; Tremellales; Cryptococcaceae
Exons: 4
Coding region: 79-2220 (713 amino acids)
Source: RefSeq, a predicted model, not a curated record
CCUCUUGCGAUCAUUCAAUCGUCCAUCGCGUUCCCACAAGACGCGUCGACACCACUCGCUCUCCUCCCGUCACCAGCAAUGGUGCCGCAGGAGAAUCCCAGGAAGUUUGCCUGGAUCAACACCAGCAGAAAGAGGCCCUCGUCUCCGAAACAACGCAAACUCACCCAACCACCGUUAUACGCGUCUCAAAGCGUCAGCAAGCCAGUCCGUUCUGCGCGAAAACCUGCCGUCACCAAUGAGAACGAGGUGACCCCACAAGUGGCCAAGAAGCGGCCUCUACCUUUUGGGCUGCCCACGCCGGCUGCAACUGAUAAAGCGGACAAGGGCAAGGGACGUGCUCAGGACAGGGGGCACGAGUCGCGGGACAGCCCCAUGCCACUGCGUGGCGGAGGACGCCUUAUGGUGGGCAACACCGGAGCUGGAGGCAUGGAGCGGUUCAAGGUGCAUGGCGAUGGCGAGUCUAGCAAGAGCAAGACACCCGCUUCGACGCGUCGAUCUCCUAUGAAAGAGACCAACGACUCUCGCCAACGCCCGAUCCCCCGUACUCCGAACCUGUCUUACAGCUUGUCUCCCGCGCGCCGCUCGCCGGACUUGGGGUUCUUUCCCGUUGAGAGCGAGCUGGAAACGCCUGAGCCGAUUUGUGGAACAGAAACCAUGCGCCGGGUACGGGAGAUCAACGGAAUCCCUCCAAGGCAGAAAGCGCCGCAAGCGUCGCCUACGAGGAAGAGGAAGCGUGGCGUGAGUUCUGACGAGAAUGCCAAGUCGCCGAGGAUGGCCACGAGGACGCGUUCAGGCAAGGGUGAACGACCUACACACCGCGCCGCCCGUGGACUGCCUCUGGCAGAACAUCCUUCGUCAGACAACGACUCUUCCAGAUCCCCCCGUCCAGCAAAAAAGCCUAAAAAGGCUGAACCACCCUACCAUUUUGGCAAUAUAUUCGCACGUCCCAGGGAAGGCAAAUCGGCCCAAAAGUCCUCGCCUUCAAGUCAUGCGUCCCAAAAGUCGACGCCCGUGCGAAGCAGCUCAACAGCCAAAGACUCCGUGUCCCCCACACCGAAACGUGAGCCGUUGACCCCCAAAAAGACGCCCAGGAGACCACGAGCACUCUCUCCUGCCUCCAACUCCUCACCUUCACCUCGACAUCUUCAGGCAAACGUGCGGACCGGCCCCAACGAGCUCAGUCCUGGAGCGAGCCAACAAUCCUUCGAGCUUCCUGCCCGCCAGACGUCCGGUGGGCCUUCACGACCCUUGCCAUCGUUGCACUCGACAGGAGAACAAGGCAAGCAGAUGGUAUAUCAUCACGAGUCUUUCGAUUUGGUUCCUCCCAAAGGCAUGGCAGGUGGUGUACACCAGGGACAGCCUCAGCAGUCCGAGGGGAGACUUUACGUCCCUGUGGACACUAGCGAAACGUUGUUCACGGCUGGAAAUGAUGUGCCUGGAAAUGUACUGUCACCAUCAGUCAGAGAAGAGGAACAUGAUCAAGGAGAAGAACCGGCAUCUACUCGACAAAGCUCGAGGAUUGCCGCUUUGGCUCGCUCUUCACCCUCUGGCACCGAAACCUCUCUACACAAAGCGAGCAAGAAGCCCACUCAAAGGCCAGUGAGAGAGAGGGUGAAAUUGGAGCCUCAAGAGAGUCAGCAAAGCCAACAAUCAAACCUUUUUGGUGACGAGCGAGAGGAAGCGGCGCGAAACUUGGCGGAGAGUGAUGAGGGAUGUGAAGCCGAAGCUGGGACCCUCGACCCUGCUUUGAACGAGACUUACGCAGACAACAAUCUUUUCCAGUCGCAUCCUGAAGGCAGAGUGCCGACGUCUUCCCAAUCUUCAACGGGGAACGUUGCCUCGCGAAGCCGAUCAUGCGAGAAACCGUCACAGUCCCGGGAAGAGAUGCCCAUGGUAGCGACUCCCACCAAGACUCGGUCGCCUCAGCAGCAGACUCCUCAGCGGACGUCCCAGCGUAUUGGUGGGGCGGCAAUGGGGCAGAUGACACCACCUCCGUUGCCCGCAUCAGCAUCGAGACGGUCACCAAGACGGUCACAGCGGUCGAGAGACAAUGAAGAAGAUGAUCUUAUGGAUGAAGAAUCUGACCUGAGGAGCUCACAGCUUGGGCCGACUCAAUCGCAAGGGCUGUUCCAGACUAUACCACGUGAUGACGUGAGAAGCUCCCAGGUAAGGUCUCCCGGGGGCUAUAUGAAUGAGAGAUGGCUAAAAAAAUGCAGCUGAGACCCACUCAAUCACAAGGGCUGUUCCAGACUAUACCACACGAAG